Molecule: messenger RNA, 2889 nt
Organism: Penicillium paradoxum
Lineage: Eukaryota; Fungi; Ascomycota; Eurotiomycetes; Eurotiales; Aspergillaceae
Exons: 5
Coding region: 1-2889 (962 amino acids)
Cellular component (GO): fungal-type cell wall
Molecular function (GO): acid phosphatase activity
Source: RefSeq, a predicted model, not a curated record
AUGCUUUCUAGUCGAUCUUUAUUGAAGGUGCCGAUACUCCUGUUGGUUGUUGCCUUCGGUCUCAUCAGUUAUCGGGCUGUUUUCGCGGUUCCGGCCCAAACCAUCGCACUGUUCCCCGAAGUACAAUCGGCAACUCCUCAUGUUGGGACCUGGAGAACAUGGUUCCAUCCAGAUCAGUCCAGAUCAAAUGUUCCAAAGCAGACGUUGGUAAAAGAAUGGAAUAUUCUUAAUCAUCUCGGAGGUAUUGGUCCCUGGAUUGAGAACAUCGGUGGAGAACCAGCUUCAAAUCUAGCACCCCCAACGGGAUGCUCAGUUGAUCAGGUGCAUCUGCUAUCGCGCCAUGGGGAACGAUAUCCCACAUCUUCAGCUGGAGGGAGGCAUCUCCAGUUUUUAAAGAGGGUUCACGACACAGGCUUACCACUCAAUGGCUCACUUGCAUUUUUAAAUGAUUGGAGCUAUAUCACCAACAAUCCUGACCGAGACUUCGGGCAAUUGACCAACACAGGCCCUUAUUCUGGCACGCUGAAUGCAUUCACGACCGGUAUCAGAUUCAGAACACGCUAUGGAUAUCUCAUUCCCCAAGGUACUCAGACACGCCUAUGGGCAAGUGACUCAGAACGUGUGAUUGAUACAGCUCGUCAUUUUGCCUCGGGAUUCUUUGGCCUAGACUGGGAGAAAACCGGAAAAGCCCAGUUGCAGAUUAUCCCCGAAUCUUUUGAACGCGGCGCGGAUACUUUGACACCAGGCGAUACAUGUUUGAAGUAUCUUAAUGACACUGUUCAUGGUCAUGACAAUGGGUUAGAGAUGCUCGCGCGUUUCCAGAAGACCUAUAUUCCUGCAAUUGCAAAACGACUGAUCCAUGAGAACAACUUCGGUCUACUUGGACUCUCCAACAAGGAAGUUUACAGCAUGCAGGAGAUGUGCGGGUUCGAGACAAUGGUUCGAGGAACUAGUCCAUGGUGUGAAGUCUUUACUGAACAAGACUGGUAUAACUUCGAGUACGCCCGUGAUUUACGCCUAUAUUAUCGUGCAGGGCCGGGCAAUCCAUACGCUGGUGCAAUGGGAUGGCUCUGGUUGAAUGCAACGACAGCACUGCUUCGUGAUGGGCCAAAGGCUGGAAGCAUGUUUUUCAGUUUUGUGCAUGAUGGAGACAUAGCUCCAUUUCUCACAGCAUUGGGCGUCUUUGCCGGAGACAAGGGGCAUCUUCCCGUGACCCACAUUGCAGCAAAUCGAGACUGGCAGAUGUCGCAUGUUCUGCCUAUGGGCGCAAGGAUCACGCUCGAGCGGCUGUCUUGUCUAAAAUACGAUGAGCCGCAUUUGCGGAUCAAUAUCAAUGAUCGGAUCAUAACAUUGCCAUUUUGCAAGUCAGGUCCCGGAGGUUCUUGUCCUCUCAGUCGGUUUGUCGAAUAUACUGUUAUCGCUCUCAAUUUCUCACAUCUCUCGACUUCACAUUUACCUAAUACCUUGACGGCAUCCCAUCUGCCGUCAUGGAAUAUCACUCCGUCCCACCAGAGGAGCGCGCCAGAGAUGAAGAUGGCAACCUCCUCCCUUGGGGUUAUGUUUACAAAGAGUAUGUCUUGGAUCUUCAACGCCUCGCCUCAUAUUACUGACCAGUUAUCUCUCAGUGAAUCUCGUAAUCCUCGACGACCACCAGAAGAAUCAGGACCCUUCGGCAAGAGAAGAAAUGCUCGAUAUGAUAAUGCCCGCUCACGAACACGGACUGGAACACCAGCAAAGCGCGAGAAUCCCAAUGUCGCCGAAUUCGGACGGCUUUUCUCACAACAGCAGGAGGAGGAGAAAACACAAGGCUUGCCCAAGUCAUCAUCGUCAUCCAGUCUUGACAACCCACGAAAGCAAACAGAGAAGGUCGCCACUGAGUGCAUACUUUAUGGAUACAAAAGCAAGGACACCGAAUGGAAGGUCAUCGAUAAAUACGAGCGCAUCUCUCAGGGCAUGAUCUGCGAAGACUACCCUCGGAGCGACCCGAAUUUAGCGAGCCAAUACACGCAGCUAUUAAGCGGAGGCGACGUUGUCAUCCGGAAUCUGUCCGCCGAUGCGAACCGCAAAUCCAAGCGCUACGCUGGUGGCUAUCACUGGAUCAAAAUCACCUACGAUUCGACUCAAGCCGCAGACCGCGCCUGCUUCUACUCGCCACAGGAAAUCGAUGGACACAUGGUCUUCUGCGAGUUGUACAACGGCCAUGGCCCAGCCGAAGACACUCCCAUCCCAGCAGACUCUUCUGCAAACAGUCGCAUUCGCAACAAAGCGCCGCGCACCUUGACCACCUCACACUCGACUGCGUUCCUCUCCCAUUCCAGCAAAGAUCAGGAGCGUAUGACAUUGCCUCGCUCUUUCGCCAUGAACAACCUCACUACCGUCCCGGAUGUACCAGAGGACGAAAGGCAUUCAGUUGAAUCCUCGACAGUCGCUGGAACCGCCGACGAUACUAUUACAUCAACAGCAACUUCGAUGACUGCAACCGCCACACCCUCAUUCCAGCAGAGCACUGUGAACACAACUUCCUCUUUCUCAACUUGGACAACGGGCGCUUCGUCCAAUACCGAUCACACAUCAGUCCACCAACGCCGAGCCCCUACCUACGGCGAACCCCUUCCGGACAGCGAGUUCAUGACGCACAUUCCGACCGUCCGCCGCACCAAGCUGCGCCCCAUGCUCGAGGCCCUCCCCCCACGGCUAACCAUGACCGAGCGCGUCCUUCGCUCGAUCCCCGUUCUGAGCUGGUUCACCGGCGAUAUUGUGGGCGAAGGCCCAUUGCUCCGGGAAGAUGGCACAUUCGAUUCCGAAAAAUCCGGCCUUUACUGGAGGUUCUGGUAUGCUUUCGAUUAUUUCUUAAAAACGGAUAUGUGUGGGUUGAAGGAGGAUAGUUGA